This is a messenger RNA of Mytilus trossulus (common blue mussel), 1417 nucleotides long. Its product is annotated as hemicentin-1-like. Lineage: Eukaryota; Metazoa; Mollusca; Bivalvia; Mytilida; Mytilidae. The transcript has 10 exons. Gene Ontology annotation, cellular component: axon; plasma membrane. Gene Ontology annotation, biological process: homophilic cell-cell adhesion; axon guidance; dendrite self-avoidance. The record is from RefSeq and is a predicted model, not a curated record. Gene Ontology annotation, molecular function: cell-cell adhesion mediator activity; calcium ion binding. Bases 134 to 1417 code for a protein of 427 amino acids.
AUCUAUAUAUGGAGAGACUUGCCUAAGGUGGAAUGAAUCUAAGUGGUAUCCGUACGAACUUGCAAACUACUGUAGAACUCCUCAAUUUGAUUUUGACAAUGCUGGUGGUCCGUGGUGUUAUGUAAAUGUAAAUAUGACAUGGAAAAGAUGUAACGUACCUGUGUGUGGAGGUGCAGUAUGUCCAGCUUUGGUUGGUAAUUUGGAAACAUUAGACAAGAAAACAAGAUACCAAUACGGAGAAUCUGUGAUACUUUCCUGUAAAUCCGGUUACAAAUUAAGUGGACAACGAUAUUUAACAUGUCUGCAGUCCGGUCAGUGGAAUGAUACGAUCCCUAGAUGUGAAGAUUUAAAUAAAUGCUCCAGUAGCCCCUGUCAAAACGGAGGAACAUGUGCUGAUGGAGUUAAUGGACACACCUGUACCUGUCGAGACAGUAACUUUGGUUUCAACUGUCAGUAUGAUAUUAGCAAAUGUCACAAUGUAACCUGUUUCAAUGGCGGCAUAUGUAAAGAGGAACUAAAUGAUAUCCAUGUUUGUAUCUGUAUUCGUGGAUAUUCAGGGACACUUUGUGAACAAGAACCAACGUUCAAGGUAGCUCCACAAAUAAUUCUCAAGGACAAAAUGACAGUCGAUGAAGGGUCAAGCAAUAGCCGUAUUCCAUGUUUUGCGGAAGGAAUUCCUCUUCCAAUAAUCAAAUGGCAGUCUAUGACCAAAACAACUUUGCCCUCUAAUGCGAGACAGGUAAUAGAUUUUUUAGUUUUUGAAAAUGUUACCACAGCCGAUAGUGGAAUGUAUAUAUGUACUGCAAGGAAUGAAGUUGGAACUGAUGUUAAAGUUAUACGUUUGAUAGUAAAAGCAAAACCAGGUAUACUUCACACGGGUCCAGUCAUUCACACUUUAUCUACAGUAAAAGUGGACUACUAUACUGAUGCAGUGUUGGUAUGCAAUGUCACGGGAUUCCCUACCCCUACUGUUACGUGGAAAUAUGGCAAUAAACUGUUGCUUACUUCUGGAAACAUCAUGGUUGUGCAUAAUGUUACUAAUACAACAACAGGACAGUACACGUGUAUUGCAACGAACGACGUUGGAACAAGUCAAGUUAACAUAUUUCUUGAGGUCACCUACGAUACGCCUAAAAUUGUUAUUCCCCCGAGGACAGCCUUCGUAAUGAUAGGACAAUCUCAUAAUUUUACAUGUGUUGCAACUGGUCAUCCUAAACCAUCACUUACAUGGUCCUAUAAAACGUUUGCACAGGAGUCCGCACUAUUGCCUUCCCAUCAACUUCAUCAAGGAGGACAAGUACUUACUCUUUUUGCACUAAAAACACUUGAAUCAGGAACCCUAACGUGUGCGGCAGAGAAUGCUUUUGGAGUAGAUAGAGCUUCUGUUACAGUGAUAUUCAAAAGUCGUAUGUAUUAA